CCGUUUAUCCUUUACGAGAACGACCUGUCUGCGUUUUCGCGUGUUCUGGUCCAGACAGUAACAUAAAUUUCAUUCAAUUUCCAUCAAAAGUUACAGUUAAGUUUACAGUUACUGUAAAAAUGUCCCUCGAUUUAUCCGCGACCGAUAGUGUUCCAACGGAGAAGAUAGCCCUGGAAAAGCUGGUCACAUUCUGCCAGCAACUGGCCCACACUUACAGCCAGAUUCGUACCCUAACCGGCGCCGAGCGAUCCAACGUGGACAAAACACUGGCCAAAGCUUCACGCUACGAACUGCUCCGGAAGGUGAACUCAGCGGCCGGCGCUUGCUACUCCGAACAGCAGGUGGAACAGAUCCAGAUCGAAUGCCUCCAUGAGAUUAACAACCGGCUGAUUGCCACCGGGCAGCUGAUAAACGAAACGGCAAAUGACUUCUACAAGCUACAACACAUCUACCAGGACCUCCAGCACACCGCCCAGCAACUGGACUGGACCAAGGAGACAGCCUCCAGUUUGAUCAGCGGAAGCGAGAAGCGGAAACCACUCGAGUACUACCUCCAGCACGGAUUCCGGGUUGUGUACCAGCUCAACAUGGUGGUAUCCCAGAUCAAAUUGGUAUUCGGCGCCGUGGACAUACAACGGAUAGGAUCAAUUCAGAAACUACGCGACUGCUUGAAGAUAUCCGAGGAGCUGGAUCUGUAUCUACGGGAGUUUGUAACGUACACCGCGUUUAUAGUAAAAUAAAUUGAUGGCAUUAUGAGCAUUUU
Messenger RNA from Aedes aegypti (yellow fever mosquito), 763 nucleotides. RefSeq lists its product as uncharacterized. The transcript is spliced from 2 exons. The record is from RefSeq and is a predicted model, not a curated record. NCBI's taxonomy places the organism in Eukaryota, Metazoa, Arthropoda, Insecta, Diptera, Culicidae. Bases 120 to 740 code for a protein of 206 amino acids.